Rhodotorula toruloides NP11 is the source of this 3252-nucleotide messenger RNA. Its product is annotated as DNA repair/transcription protein. Bases 1 to 3252 code for a protein of 1083 amino acids. The transcript has 17 exons. The record is from RefSeq and is a predicted model, not a curated record. Lineage: Eukaryota; Fungi; Basidiomycota; Microbotryomycetes; Sporidiobolales; Sporidiobolaceae. Gene Ontology annotation, cellular component: cytosolic [4Fe-4S] assembly targeting complex. Gene Ontology annotation, biological process: iron-sulfur cluster assembly.
AUGGCUGCAGAAGGGCCGCAGAUGGCUCAGCUAGUACGGGCUUACCUCGCACUCGACAGCCCCGACCCGUCCACCGCUCAGCAGCUCGCGGAUGGACUGGGUCGUGGGGACUGGAAGAUGCUGCAGAUUGUCAAGGAGCUGGGCAGCGCAUUGACGAGCGAAGUGGACGCGACGAGGGCCAAAGGCGUCGAGCUGCUCUCCAGUGUUGUGGUCAAGAUGGACAAGGAGCUGCUGGACCGACAGACGACCAAAACUCUGACGACGUUCUUCGUCGACAAGCUGUCGGAGAAGACGUCUCUCGUGCCAUGCGCGACGGCACUCACCGAGUUGACGACGUGUUCGACGUUCGGAACUGGAGAAGGCAUGGAGGUUGCUCGAGGAGCUCUGUCGUCGGUCACUCUGAAGGCUCACCCUCAGGCGAUCCGGCACUCCGUCUACGUCCUCCUCGACCACCUCAUGACCCAUUCGCGCCCGGCUCUCAAGCGUCUUGGCAACGACUUCAUCGGCGGCUACUGCGCACUCGUCGAGGGCGAGAAGGACCCGCGCAACCUCAUGAUCAGCUUCAGCGUGAUCAAGGUCAUCCUCCUCGAGUUUGACAUCGUCCGGCAUGUCGAGGACCUCUUCGACGUCACGUUUUGCUACUUCCCGAUCACCUUCACGCCGCCGCCUGACGACCCGUACGGCAUCUCGUCGGAGGACUUGAUCGUCGCGCUGAGGAACUGUCUUUGCGCUACCCCUCUGUUCGGCCGCCUCGCUCUUCCGCUCUUCCUCGACAAGAUGCAGGCCGCGUCGGAGAAGGCAAAGCGCCAAACUCUGCAAGCGCUCAUCGCCUGUUUCCCGAUCUACGGCGCCGAAGUUUCGGGCGAAUGGGCUGGUCGUUUCUCAGAGGCCUUGAUCAUCGAGGUCUUCCAUGCGUCCGAUACCGACAUGCAGGAUCUCGCCCUUCACACUUUCCGCUCGCUCUACGCGACGCUCUAUCCGGACCACCCAGCUUUGCCCGUCGUCGAAGAGACGCAUGCUGCCGAUGGAGGAGAUGUCGAGAUGUCGAGUCCGGCGGAUACGGAAGAGGACAAAAUCGAGGGCGUGGCGGUCAAGGCGGUACUCAACUCGCUGGACGAGCUGCAGGAGCCGGACAAGAACAACGCAAAGCCAGCCGUGCGGAUAUUGACAGCCUUUGUUGCCGCGUCGAACCGGCUUGCCCGCUAUGUCAUCAAGCAAGCACUACCGCCUCUGCUCGACCUGUACAAAGACCAAAAUCAGAUCACGCUUCGCCCCUCCAUCCUGUCGCACAUCGCCACGCUUCUCUCCUCGCUGUCGGAUCCCGAACCCGAAACUCCCGCCUCUGCCGCUCCGCUCUUCUCGCCUCCCACCUUGUCUCACGCAUCCGGCGAAUCGCCUCUCGAACCGUUCCGAGACGACCUCCUUACCAUUCUCACCUUCUCCUCCCGCGCCCUCACCUGCCGAACCGCCUCCGUCUCCGGGCUCGUCGCGCUCCUCAAGAUUCCGGCCUUCCUCUCUCCCGCUGAAGUCGACUUUUGCGUCUCGGCGAUCAAUGAUGUCCUCGUUCAGCCAGACGGUGACGAGUACUACGAUGCCGCUCUCGACGCCCUCGUUAUUGUGGCCCGCCUCUUCCCACGAACAGUCGAAUCAUCCACGCUCCCUAUCCUCUUCCGCGCCUUCCCCUCUUCGCCAGCGCCUGAACCGACCAGCUCAGAGAGCGAAGCGUAUCGCCGAGCUCUCGAGGCUCUCGCCGCCCUUUGCCUCCACCCCGACCUUUUCGAGAUUCUCACACUCCGACUCACCUCCCGCCUCGAGGAGAUCCUCGCUUUUACGCCGACCUCGCCUUCCGACUUUUCCGCCGCGACGCUCUACGCGCACCACAUCCUCGAGACGUUGCGGGCGGUUUUGCAGGAGAAGAUCCGGCGGAAUCACCUGGACGUCGGCAAGUACAUCGAGCGGUUCGUGCCAGGCCUUUGCGCGUUGUUCAUCUUGCCGACGCUGCGAGCGUCGGCUGACGAUGCUGAAGGAAAGCGGGUGGUUGCGAAAGACCCGCGACUGCUGGUCGACGUCGGCAAGGUCGUCAACCUCGUUGUUCAGCGAGUGGACCUGGAACGCCAAACCAGCUUCUCGCAUGCCGUCAACGAGGCGUUCCACCACGGCAAGCUGGACAUGCUGCUCGGGUCGGCUGGCAAGGCAGCGGAGAGCGCCAAUUUCCAGCCAUUCUCCUCCUCCAGCGCUACCUCCCAGCAGAACCUCGUCUCGCUCUUCACCUCCCUCCUCCUCGCCAUGCGCCCCGCCGUCUCCCUCCCCUCCUCCGAACUUCUCACGUUCCUCCGCUCCUUCCUCGCACGCAGUCUCGUCUGCCAAAACGAGAUCCAGCUUGUUGCUGUUCUGCACUUGCUCUCCAAUUCGGUCAACAAGCGGGCGCAGGAUGUCGGCGAGUUCAUCGACGAGGACCUGCCCCGCUUCUUCUCGGAGAGCGUCAAGGAUGCGUCGAAGCCGCUCGCAAUGCGACGAUCUGCUCUUCGCGUCUUCACCUGGGUCGCCAAAGGCCUCAUCGUGCGCUCCGACCAGCGCGGCUACACGAUGGUGGACCAGCUGCUCGACCUCUUCCACGACUCGGAGCUCGGACGGACAGCAGCGACGUCUUUGAGCGUCAUCGCGGAGGACAAGGACCGCGUGCUGUCGAAGGAGAACUUUGCCGUCAUCCGGCUUCUGUACAAGCAGCGCUUCUUCACCUAUCUCCUGCCGAAGCUCGUCACGUCGUACAAGGCGGCGUCAAGCGAGGACCAGGUCAUCUACCUCACUGCGCUGUCGUCGGUCCUGCAGCACAUCCCGAAGCAGCUCACUUUGUCCGAGUUGCCAAAGCUUCUCCCGCUCCUCAUCACAGCUCUCGACUUGCCCGACCCGCUCCUCCGCGCAAACGUCAUCGAUGCGCUCGCCGUACUCGUCAAGGAGGUCCCCGCAGAGAUGGAGAACUCGAUCAGCGGGAUCGCGGGCAAGGUGCUCAAGGGCUUGACGGGUGGAGCGGGGGCAGGUCAAACCCCUGCGCAGGCGCGGUCGGCGGCACAACUCCGCCUCUCGUCACUCUCGUUCCUCGCUGUCCUCCCGGCGCACAUCCCCUACCUCGCCUUGCACUCGCAGAAGGCUGUCGUCCUCAAAGAGCUCGGCAAGGCGGUUGACGACCCGAGGAAGGACGUCAGGCGAGCGGCGGUCGAGUGUCGCAGCGCGUGGUUCUUGUACAGCGGUUGA